CAAGAAUGGAAAAAAUGCCGCGUCGUCUACCGGUAUGGCAGCCCACAGAGCAAUGCAUCACAUCCCCUCCUGCUUGUCAUAUUUUAGCCGCGUCCUUCUACUGCUAGCUAGUAGUUGUAGUCUAUCUGAUCAAUAGAUCCAUCAAACAAUUUUCAAAGAUAAGGGUCGCCAUGGUAAAAGAAAUGGCAGCCAUUGUGGCUGUGGCUGCUCAAUCCAGAGGAAUUGGAUACAAAGGGGAAUUGCCCUGGAAACUCCCUGGUGAUAUGCGCCACUUUCAAAAGGUCACCAUGGAUAAUAACACUCCCGACUGUCAAAAUGCGGUCCUCAUGGGCCGCAAAACCUGGGAGAGCAUCCCCCCCAAAUUUCGACCCUUGAAGGGACGCAUCAACGUGGUACUCACCAAAUCACAACAGCCAUCCCAAACAAUGCCGGAAGGGGUCGUGGUGGCAUCGUCUUUGCAAGAUGCCUGUGAUCAACUCGAUGCUAUGAGCCACGUGGGACAAGUCUUUGUCAUUGGUGGAACUCAGAUCUACGAACAAGCCUUGUCAUUGGGAUGGGUGACACGUGUCAUUUGCACUCAUGUCUACAAUGUGCCCGAAACACAAAAGUUUGACGCUUUCUUUCCCGACUUGAAGGACACCGAGUGGGAGUGUGCGCCCUUUGACAAGGAAAAUGCCAGGCGACAGACCGAUUCCGCCUCGGGGUUGUCCUAUGAGUUUGUCGAGUUUACCCGCAAGAAGAAACCGUCCACAGAAAGAAUGAAUGACAAGCCACAAUCUUCCACCGAGGUGGUCAAAAAUACAGAAGAAAUGCAAUAUCUCGACUUGUGUCGGGAAAUUUUGGAAACUGGUGUCAAACGAGGCGAUCGGACCGGGACGGGAACCUUGUCCAAGUUUGGAACCCAAAUGCGUUUUUCCCUGCGAGAUGGGACCUUGCCACUUUUGACCACCAAACGAACCUUUUGGAGAGGAGUCGCCGAAGAGUUGCUCUGGUUUGUGUCGGGCAACACCAAUGCCAACGAAUUGGCCGCCAAGGACAUUCACAUUUGGGAUGGCAACGGUUCACGUGAAUUCCUUGAUCAACGAGGAUUGACCGAACGAGAAGUGGGGGAUCUUGGGCCCGUCUACGGAUUUCAAUGGCGUCAUUUUGGUGCCAAAUACGAGAACAUGCACACCGACUACACGGGACAGGGAGUCGAUCAAUUGGCCGACUGCAUCCACAAAAUCAUUCACAACCCCGAAGACCGAAGAAUCAUCAUGUCCGCGUGGAAUCCGGCCGAUUUGCAGGAAAUGGCACUCCCGCCCUGUCACAUGUUUUGUCAAUUCUAUGUGGACACGACAACCAACGAACUAUCCUGUCAAAUGUAUCAACGAAGUGCCGACAUGGGGCUGGGUGUGCCCUUUAACAUUGCUUCCUAUGCGCUCUUGACCCACAUGGUGGCACACGUUACCGGACGCAAACCUGGAGACUUUAUUCAUACGAUUGGAGAUGCCCACAUUUACUUGAAUCACGUCGACGCUUUGAAGGAACAACUCACUCGAGAGCCACGGGCAUUCCCCAAACUCAAAAUCAACCCGGAGAAAAAGAACAUUGAUGACUUUCUCUUUGGGGAUUUUGAAGUCAUUGGAUACAAUCCGCACAAGACCAUCAAGAUGAAGAUGGCAGUCUAGUUUCCUUGUGUCUGUAGAAGCGACAAUGUAUCCAACGGCACAGAUUAUGGAACCAAAUAGCUAGCUAGUAGCGAUUCGGAUGACUUGUAGUGUUGGUUGCUGCUACUCUUGACUUCUUAUAGCUAGGCCUUAGCAUGAUAUCUCUCAAACAAGGAGGAGCAUGGCAAGGUGAAGAUCUCGUCGGAACACUUUCCAACUAUCCAACUACAAUAACCCCUUGACCGGAAUGCAUGCAUGGGCUAGUCCUUGUAUCUCUCCUUCCAGUAGCUAGAACACGAUGCAGCGCAUCAAUAGAUACUGCAACUAUAAAUCGAUUGCCGUGGUUCACUUGCCAAGCGUUGCUGUAAUGCUGUUCUGUUCUGUUAGGACUGAUUGGCUCUGCCCGGAUCAAAUGGAUUUCACAGAUCCUUUUUGGCUUUUUAGCUUCCAUGAGCCUACUUGUACUAGCUAGCUAUUAGCUAUCUUCCACUAUAGUAGAACUCAAACAGCUUCUGUGACGACCACCCUCUGUGUUCAUACAGAAAUACACAGAGAAAAUUGAACAGAAUGACGUAGGGGACCCCGUUCACUUGCCACCGCCGUGGCGAGACGAGUGUUUCGGAUGGCAAAAUGCACAAGCUUUCGUCCUUCCGAGCGGCGACACGUUUGCGAAUCAGAUCCAUGAGUUCAUAGUCUUCCAUAAGCGGUGCUUGUGGUGGAUAUCCUCCAAGGUACGAAAAGUAGGUUGUUGGCAUGGAUAUCACGGAAUCGCCAUAGAUGGCAUGAAAUACUUUGGUUCGUAUGGUCCCCAACCAUUGUGCUGCUGCCAUUCCUGGCGGACAAGCUGUGUUUGUGGUAUGGAUGCGAAACGAAAAGGCACAGGCAAUGACACGAGUAGUUGUUGUUUCGUCAGAACCCAAGACGGAGAGGAUUUGAUCAUCCCACUUCUCGGGCAGCAAAUUGUCGGAAUGUAGAAAUGUCAGUAUUCUUCCAUCCGCAUGUUGGGCCCCAUGGUUGAGCGUGGCUCCUCGUCCUCCUCCUCCCGAAUACGUGGCGAUCUUGACAUUAGCCCAUUGCUGCUUUCCACCAGCAAAGACAGUUGCUUGUUCCAUGUGGGUGUUCCGUCCCGCAUCGACCAGCACCAGUUGCAAUCGUUGGGGAUUUUGGCUCGCAUCGAGGGCCCGUUGCAAAUUGGUUUGAAUGCGACUUCCAUCUUCCCCAAAGGCCGGCACGACCACACUAAUCUCAAAGGGAUGCUUUGAUUUUGAAUUGUUUUGUGGUGGUGCUGGUAGCUCCAGUAGUUGGGGCCAUAUUCGUUUGAGCUGGGCCAUCAAAAGGGAAUCUUUGCUGUCCUUGUGUUCGUACUGUUGCAUGGCUAUGGAUGCCCAUCUCCGUGCUUCUGUGCUGGAGCACAUGACUUGUAGCAGUUCCUUGUCCGUCAACACAUUUUCUGAUUUUUCCUUUUUGUGUCUUGCCUCCUUGAGGAUAUUCUGAAAUUGAUCGAGUGCCCCUGGAGUUUCCUCAUUGUUUCGAUUGGUGGUUACCAAUGGACACCGCCAAAUUGCCUUUGUUGCGGGAGAGGUUCCAGCGAGGUAUAGAAUGCCAAGGUAGCAAGCCAAAGCAAGUGCCACCACCCAUGAAAUAGCCGUUUCCAACAGAUCCCUUACUAGGAUACCCCACCACCACGGAUGAUCUUCUUCUCCAUCUGAUGUUCUUGGUUUCCUCUUGAAGGAUGACACCAAGCCCAGUAAAAAGCUUGCUGAAGGGAAUCCCUUAUCCUUCCUCAUUGCGAAGAAUAGAGUAUGGAUCCUUCUUUUAAAAUUCGCCCAGCAGAGCCGGUGUUUCCAGAAGGUCUGCCGUCAUUUACUAGCUAGCAGAAGCCGACCAGUCAGAGCUAACACUGUUGUUGCCUCUGCACCUAUUGUAG
Molecule: messenger RNA, 3576 nt
Organism: Seminavis robusta
Lineage: Eukaryota; Bacillariophyta; Bacillariophyceae; Naviculales; Naviculaceae
Source: the annotation of a GenBank genome assembly